UAAGAAUUUGGCUCACACAAAUAAAACAAUCGAUUUUGUGAGCUUUUAAAUUAAACUCUCCUGUUGCUGAGGCUGUUUUUUUUUUCAAAUUAGUGUUCCGGGUGGAGCUAUUACAUAACUCCAGUGAGGGGCGUAUGAGGACAGGCCGGAGCACAACAUGUAGGCAACCCGUUGUCGUUGUAGUUUGCUUUUCAAAUAACCUCUGGAACAUGAAGCAGGUGUUGUGAACUAGCUGGCCGAGCAGACGCCUGCAGGGAGUUGGUCCUCCUGUGUGAAGUAAAAGCUGAUGUAUGUAGCCUGGAGCUUGAUGAACCCGUUUCAUAAAAGCACAGAGAGGAGAGAGACUGCAGGGGAAUCACAGGAAGAACUGGACCCCCUGCUGGGCUCACAGGCUGAAGAGCUGAACUGAAAUGAAUUUAAUCAAGCUGAAAUACACAGUCGAUGACGCUCAGUUCUUCACAGUCACUGAAGGAGGAAGAGGAAGAAGGCCAGUCGGGAUGAGCGUCAAAGCGUGCGACGCGCUGAAGCUUCAGUCAGAUGAGCAGCAGCUCUGCAGGUUGAUGUCUUUCAUGAGAAGAUGCUCACUUUCACCAUCUUCUGUCACGUCUGGUUCCUGCACACACUUCUGAUCCGCUGCAGUGAAAACUCCACAGCAGUAAUCCGCUUUUCAGUCCCGGAGGAUCACCACAUCCGCCUGCAGUGUGGCAGCUCCAACACCUCUGAUGUGGUCUGGACCCAUCAGGACAGGAGGGUCCUAGUGACCCAACGGGGAAACUUCGAGACCAACGACGACCCCCAGCGUUACCGUCUGCUGUCCGACGGCAGCCUGCUACUCCUGCGGCUCGACGACUCCGACGGCGGCGAGUAUCACUGCAACCAGCGGCUGGUGGCCGAGCUGCAGGUGCUCACAGGCCACCACUUCAGGGUGUCCGCAGGCCGGACGCUGCUGCUCCCCUGCAGCCGCUCCUCCAAAGCCCGACUCAGGUGGUUUUAUCGAACGGACGGAGGCAGGCGGGAGGUCGUCUUCACCUGCUUCAGAAACGGAACCACCAAGUCAGAGAGGGAGGGGAACCGGCUCAGCUACGAGAACGACGCCCUGCAGAUCCAGGAUCUGCGGCUGGAGGACGCCGGACUGUAUCAGUGCAACGGGAAGCAGUGGACCAAGGUCAGCGUCCUGACAGCACAGCCGGAGCCAACCAGCAUCCAGCCAACCACCCGGACAAGUGCGACACCUGCAGUCAUGACAACAGAAGCGGUUGAAACGAAGAAGGAGAAGAAGAAGAGGCCUCAGAACGCUCUGCUGAUAGCUGCUGUGGUCGGUUUGGGCUUGAUGAUCCUUCUCAUGGCUGCUCUCUGCGUCCUGCUGACCAGCUUGAAGUGCAGCAGGAAGAAGAAGUGCGGAAGUGCCUUCACACCACAGUGUUCACGUGUUCUGAGGAGAAUCAGCUGCUCUCCUGUUUGCUCUGCAGCCUCUCAGGUGCACGAAGACACCGAGCUGCAGCCGUGGAAGACGUCCAGCAGACAAACCGAGCCUUACGAGAGUGCGUCUCCACCUGAGGACACGGUCCAUUAUGCCUCUCUGGGCCGGCAGAACUGGAGGGAGAGACCCUGCAGGACUCUUCCGGAUCAGAACCACCACCACGUCAUCUACUCUUCUGUGAUCACCAGACCUGCCGCCAAGUAGACCUCACACAGAAAGACGGUCUGCGGGGUCCUGCCGCAGGCCUCGAGACGCUCCGAGCACCACGUGCGGUGUCCUCUGGUUUACAUGUUGUGUGUACCUUACUUCACUAAACCCACCUGACGGCGGCGAUUAAAAAGACGUAAAGAUGCGCGGUGCA
Molecule: messenger RNA, 1841 nt
Organism: Scatophagus argus
Lineage: Eukaryota; Metazoa; Chordata; Actinopteri; Scatophagidae
Exons: 10
Coding region: 578-1684 (368 amino acids)
Cellular component (GO): membrane
Source: RefSeq, a predicted model, not a curated record